Molecule: messenger RNA, 2265 nt
Organism: Grosmannia clavigera kw1407
Lineage: Eukaryota; Fungi; Ascomycota; Sordariomycetes; Ophiostomatales; Ophiostomataceae
Product: transcription initiation factor iif subunit
Exons: 2
Coding region: 1-2265 (754 amino acids)
Biological process (GO): positive regulation of transcription elongation by RNA polymerase II; transcription initiation at RNA polymerase II promoter
Cellular component (GO): nucleus; transcription factor TFIIF complex
Molecular function (GO): DNA binding; RNA polymerase II general transcription initiation factor activity; TFIIF-class transcription factor complex binding
Source: RefSeq, a predicted model, not a curated record
AUGAGCGCGAAUCCGACCGGACAGGCUAGCCAGGCCAACGGCGCAGCCCGGCCACCAAACUCGGCACAGACACCGCGCAAAGGACCGCCAAACCCGAUGCUGCGACGGAAGCGGGUUGUCGACCCGCUGGUGGCCCGAAAAAAGCCGCUGCAGAGGCCUCCUUCGGUUCGCAACACGAGCGUUCUCUCGGGGGCGAUCCGAAAUGGGGUGACGUCGUUGAGCCUCCCGUCGGAAGCGCGGACGGUGAAUCUGAGCAACACGGAAGACGAGGCGAAGAAGGUGUCGUUUGAAGCACAGCGCAGCCUCAACGGCGGAUGGACAGACCCGGCCCCAACAACGGCAUACCGCGACUUUCCGGUUGUGACGACGAAACGGGCACUGAGAGAAGGCAUCCGCUACCAUGUGAUGCGAUUUGCUAAGGGGGGAAAGGGCGGGGAUGCCGAGGGCGAGAUCGAUCCUACGAACCAAGACGACUUUACGCGGCCGGUGUCGUUGCACCGUCGAGACCCACGGCAGCCGGCGCCAGGGCGUGCGGUCAAGGAACAAGAGGCGCCGGCAGCGGCGGCCACGGUGGACGAGACGGAAGCCGAGAAGGCUGCUCAACAGCGUGCGGAUCGCGAAGCACAGCGGCAGGUAGAUCUGGCGCAAAUUGCGCCUGUUGCAAAGGAAGCCAACGCGAAGAAGCCGCCACCGAACCAGAAGAAGGAAAAGCAGUUCCAGUUCUACUUUCCAAAGAACACGGCGGAGCAGAAGAAGGAGUCAGAGAUCCGGUACGAAGAGGCGCUUCCGUGGCACCUGGAGGAUGCAGACGGGAAAAACGUGUGGGUGGGGUCGUACAUUUCGGCUCUGUCAGAGGCAAAUGUUGCGCUGGUGAUCAGCGGGUCGGCAUUCCGGAUGGUGCCGCUGGAGAAGUUCUAUCGGUUCACGCCGAAGCCGCCUUUCCAGGCCUACUCGAUCGAGCAGGCGGAGGAGAUCAUGAGCAAGAAGAUGAGCGCCAGUCGGUGGGCGAUGCGCGACACGGAGAAGCGGAAGCAGGAGGACGAGCUGGAGGAGACCAGGAGGACGAUUGGCGGACGGUCUCGCGUCAAGCAGGAGAGCAGUACUUUCCGAUCGGCACCGCGGUCGGAGAAGAUGGAACACGACGACAUCGACAUGGAGGGAGAUGAGUUCCAGGACGACGACGAGAAUAUCAACUUGGAGCCGGACAAUGACGAGGACUCCAAGGUGACGCGAGAGCGUCUGCGGCGUAACCAUCUUGGGGCGAAUCUGUUUGGCGACGCGGACGAGAAGGAGGUAGACAAGGCAGAGGAAGAGGACAAGGUGGAAAAGAAGACGCGACAGCUUGGCAAGCACCUCCGCAAGGCACUGGCCAAGCGGGAGGACCACCUGGAGUACCUAGAAUAUGUGGACUCGGACACGAACUCUGAGAAGGAGGAUUUUUUGGAUCUCUCGAGCGACGAUGAGGACGACGAGGCGGACAGCGAGAAGAAAGACGAAGAGUCCAAGGCUAAGGCGGAAGCGAAGGAGAAGGAGAAGGAGAAAGAAAAGGAAAAGGAAAAAGAAAAGGCCGGGACGACGGGCGGGACGCCAAAGGGAAGCACGACGCCAUCGGGCAAGCACAGGACGGUGGAAGCGAAGGUGGGCGAGGGGGCGAAGAAGAGCAAGUCGUUGAAGCGGCCGGGAUCGCCGAACCUGUCAGAAUCGAGCGGGAACGAGUCGACGCGCAAGAAGGUGAAGAAGCACGCGAUGGGAUCGGUGCGGCCAAGCCGGUCGACGACGCCGAUGACAGGCCAGCCGCGGUCGCUGGUGAAGGGCGGAGCCUUGAGCGAUGGUGAGGGGACAGCUGGCGAGAUGUCGGAUGGGACGACCGGUGGCAAGAACCGGAUCAAAUUUGUGAAGAAGUCGGGGGGCGCGAUCAACACGCCGACGGGAUCACGGGCCUCGAGCCCCAACGCGAUUGCGAAUACGAACGUGAACACGGCGUCGCAAGGGCAGCUGGCAGGAAGACCGCGAUCGCCGAUCGGGGGCUCGUUGCCGUCGCGUGCAGCGUCGCCGAAUGGCGGCAAGGUGGAUGCGGCCGAGAUCAUCAGCAUGCUUCUUUCUGUGCCCGAAGGCAUCACGGUUAGCGGCCUGCUUCGGAUGUUUGGAAACCGUGUGGGCGAUGGGCCGAACCAGAUGAACCGUAAGGACUGGAUCAAGCUGGUCAAGGACAAUGCCGUCUUUGGCGAGGACAAGCUUCUGCGGGCCAGAGUGUCGAAGGAGUGA